UAUGAAUCCAUCCUAUCAAAAAUAAUUAAUAGCCAGCGCUCAAAAGGUCCCAUAGUUUUCGAAGCAAGCUCAUUCCCUUAUUAUGGUGGUAUGCGUGGCCAAAUCUUGCAAGUGGUUAGAACCAAAGAUGGAAACGACAAUACGUUUAUCAUAGCUCCAGCUGUCCCUCAGGUCAGCGUAGUACCAGUUUUAACAAAGAAAGCCAUGUCCACAGGUAAUGGUCAAUCUCAGGACAUAGCUUCUGCGACCACCGCUUUCGAAAAGGAUUUUAACCGAAUACAAAUAGCUGCGGCCCGUUUGGUCGCUAUACAAGAGACUGCAAAACGUAAGGGAUCUUUCAGCAAUGAAGAUAAUCGGAUCUACGCCGAAAGUUUACUGGAAUUAGGGCAUGCGGCACAGAACCUGGCCAAUUUGCAGCAAAGUGGCCAGAUUAAAGAUUUCAGUUUACUCCUUCAACCC
Messenger RNA from Rhagoletis zephyria (snowberry fruit fly), 459 nucleotides. RefSeq lists its product as uncharacterized. The record is from RefSeq and is a predicted model, not a curated record. Lineage: Eukaryota; Metazoa; Arthropoda; Insecta; Diptera; Tephritidae.